This is a messenger RNA of Diceros bicornis minor, 2838 nucleotides long. It is a transcript of the gene MRPS11, whose product is annotated as mitochondrial ribosomal protein S11. NCBI's taxonomy places the organism in Eukaryota, Metazoa, Chordata, Mammalia, Perissodactyla, Rhinocerotidae. The record is from RefSeq and is a predicted model, not a curated record. Bases 183 to 653 code for a protein of 156 amino acids. Gene Ontology annotation, biological process: ribosomal small subunit assembly; maturation of SSU-rRNA from tricistronic rRNA transcript (SSU-rRNA, 5.8S rRNA, LSU-rRNA); translation. The transcript has 5 exons. Gene Ontology annotation, molecular function: small ribosomal subunit rRNA binding; mRNA 5'-UTR binding; structural constituent of ribosome. Gene Ontology annotation, cellular component: ribosome; mitochondrial small ribosomal subunit.
ACUAUAUUUAUUAUAGAGCAUUUAAAUGGGAAUAAAAAAAAUUUAAUGGACUUUAUGAAGAGGAAUCAGAGGACUUUUCCUCUGCACCCUCCCCCACAAGCGCUAGUGGUGCUGGCCCCGCUCCAGCUAAGCCCGGCUCCUCGGUCGCCGCCGACGGGACUUGACUGGGGUCGAUUCAAGUCAUGCAGGUUGUAAGAAACGCGGGGUCUUGGCUCUUGCGGUCAUGGGCUUGGCCACCGACGACCAGGGUUGUGGCCGGGGCGCCGGCCCCCACCAUCCACAGUGGCGCCCAGCAGGUGCAAGACGCGGCGGCCAAGCAGGAAGCUGAGAAGGCGGCGGCUCCGACUCCGAGCAGCAGCAGCUUCAGCAUUUACCCUCCAAUUCCAGGACAGGAGAGCUCUCUGAGGUGGGCAGGAAAGAAGUUUGAGGAGAUCCCAAUCGCACACAUUAAAGCAUCCUACAACAACACACAGAUCCAGGUAGUCUCUGCUGCUAACCAGCCGCUUGCCCGCGCUUCCUGUGGCACGGAGGGGUUUCGGAAUGCCAAAAAGGGCACGGGCAUUGCAGCACAAACAGCAGGCAUAGCUGCCGCAGCGCCAGAAUGGAACUCCAUGAAGGCCGGGACUUCUGGAUCUGCGGUAUCCAGAGCCUAAGCAAGUGCUGACAUGUGAUGAGUGCUCAACAAACACCUGUAGGACUCACUGGAUAAAGGAGCCUAAAUAGUGGUGGGGGCAGGAGCCUCACUCCUAGCCUUCCCAAUCACCCGGGUCUGCCCUGACCAGCCCACACUGCAGGGGAGCACAGACCCAGCUGCAGCUUCAGCCAUAUUCCAGAAAAUGCCAUGAAAAUGUUGGGGAGCAUUAGAAAAUGUGAUUUUUAAAAUGGUUUACUAGAAUGUUUCUGGAGAAAUAUUCCAAAACAAUAAGUAGAAAGACUCCAGAUUGCCAACAAGAUGAAGGACUAAAAUGAUACACAGGAGUGGGUUCUCGAUAUGGUCUGUAAUUCAGAACAUUAGCCAGUAUCUGAUUCUGAAAGGACACCAAAGGGAUGAGUCCAAAAUGUGAGAAAAGAACUUAGAAAUGAAAAGGGCGGGGAUGUUUUUCUUUUUUUUUAAAAUAGGUACUUAAUAAAAAUUUAUUUAAUGAAUCAACUGCUUAUAUAAUAUGAAAAAGAAAAUAUGCCCAAAAUGUCAUUCUAAGCUUUAAAGUAAAGACAGACUAGAAUGGUUCCAGAAGCAGUAUUCUGAAGAGGGGUGACUAGGGAAUCCUAGCAUUCCAUAUACCUCUGGUGGCUUACCCAUGUAUUCCUCUGCUCCCAAGUUAUUCAAAUAUUUAUUUUGUUGUCCGAUUAUUUUGAAUUUUAUUUUUGAGAGCUGUUUCAAAUCCUUUGUGAAAUGAGGCAGGUAACAGACAAAACAAAUCAAAUUAGGAGACCCAAAUCAAAGGGGACAUAGAGGACAUGGAAGAGAGAGGAAGUGAGAGUAGGACAGGAGAGAUGCGAUUCACUCUGGUUACACGCUCUGGGCCCAUUGUCCUAGUUUUACAUCUUACUUUCUGGAAGGGAGGAAGUUCUCUGAUAAUUUGGAAAAAGUACCUGGACAUCAAGAGGUGGGAGAUUCCAUGGCCUUAGUGAUGACCCUGUCAGCUUCUGUUGCCAUGGGAGUGGAGAUUAGCAAGAACUAAGCUCCCAGGGCUCAGAGGUGCUAGAAGGGCCAGCCAGAAGGGCCCACUGCGCGUCUCCACCCACUAGUCACUGAGGUUGCUGGGUACACCUAAUCCAGCUGUCACCAUGUACUCGCCCUCCUUUGCAAACAACAGCUGGUUGGGGCUGGGCUUCAUGGCUGCCCAUCUGCCACCUGUCCUCCCUGGUCAGAGAAGAGCCCCACAGGGGCCUUAUCCCUCAGAGCAUCUCCCCUCCUUCCUCCUGGUUUGGAUCUGUGGCUCAGAUGUGGAUUUUCCACCCUUUCCACAUGGCCGGCUGCUGGCAGUGUGAGUUCCAGUUGUGCCAUCUGCCCCCCUCUAUCCACACCCUUCUCCAGGGCCCCUACAUGGAGGGGAGACGGAGUGGCUGAGCUGCAGACUCUGAAGUCCGACUUGACUUCUGCUCCAGCUCUGUGACCUUUGGCAAGGUACUUAGUCUCUCUGAGCCUCAGUUCUUCCUCUGUAAGAUGGAGACAGUAAUAGUAGACAUUAAUAGUAGACAUUUCAGAGAGCUGAGAGGAUUCAGUUAGUUAACAGACAUAAAGAAUUCUACAAUGUCUGGCUCAAGUGCCCAAGAAACAUUAGCUCAUUUAUGUAUAUAAAGCAUUCCCUGUGACCCUCCAGAAGGCACCCUGGGCAGCAGAUCUCCCCUGGAACUCAAGCAGGGCCUUCAACUCCUUUUGUCUGUGCUCUGAUAAGGAAAGCCAAAGAAGCACCUUUGUAACCUCUUCAGAAAGUGUACUGACACCUAUGGAUGGACCUUCAGAAUCUAGUGGAAAGAUGAUAAAACUGAAGGCCUGCACACUGAGUCUGGCCCUGUCAGUGACUCCCUCAUUUUUGUUCUCUUAGUUGGUUCCUAUUCCGUAAAAUGAGAAUCAUUUUGCCUAAUCCUCAUUACUCCAGCAGUAGAAUCUCAAUAAUUUUAUGCUGUUUCCAGAUGUGAACUUGUUACCAAUUUCACCUCACUCUGGUGGGACUCCAACCCACAUUCAGAGGAGCUCCGAGGAGGGCUUGUACCCACAAUCUGUCCCUUCCCCGGAGCGUUCUUUUCUGUUCGGUGUCACGGAUUUGAAAUGAAACUGAAGCUGAGCGUUCAACAGCACAAGCUUUAUGCAAUGGCCAAAGAAUGGAGAAAUGG